This is a messenger RNA of Crotalus tigris (Tiger rattlesnake), 5019 nucleotides long. Its product is annotated as ADAMTS-like protein 2. Gene Ontology annotation, biological process: extracellular matrix organization. Gene Ontology annotation, cellular component: extracellular matrix. Lineage: Eukaryota; Metazoa; Chordata; Lepidosauria; Squamata; Viperidae. The transcript is spliced from 15 exons. The record is from RefSeq and is a predicted model, not a curated record. The coding region runs from base 637 to 3297 and encodes 886 amino acids.
UGAAAUGGUCAUUCGACCCCAAAUGGGGUCCCGACCCACAGGUUGAGAACCACUGUCUUAGUGAAAUAAAACUCUCAACUCCAUUUGGUUAAAGUGAAAAGGCACUUUUACUGAGACACAUUGCAGUAAAGUCAAGCAGAAUCUAAAAUCCCUGUGCACCAUUACAGAACUAAAACUCCUGGUUUCCCCUAGCCUCCCCCUGCCCCCGUGGUCUAUCUGUGAGUAGCCAAUCCAGCACCACAAAAAUGUUUUGGGAAAUGCUGAGGUGUUUGUGCUGGUGAAAUUCCACUCUCAAGGUAGACAGCCUUGAAGAUGCCAGCCUAGCACGAACUGGAUUCCAAACCACUCUGUUCUUUCUCACAUGACAAUUCCCCCUCCCAAUUUCCUAUCAUAAAGGUAUACAGCUUUAUUUCCCAUUUGUUCCCCCCCUUCCCCAAUUGAUGGCAGAACACCAGCAAGGUGUCAAACUGAAGGGGGUGGAUCUGAAGUCACUAUUUUCAGCUCUGUUGUAACUUUGGUCAUUAAAUGAAUGGUCAUAUGUCAAAGAUUACCUGUACUAACACUUCUCUAUUUAGAGAUUUUGUUUGGCUUUGAACUGGAAGGUAUGUAUUCUUUGAAACUCCCCCUUUAAUUGUGAUGCCCAAGCUUGGUUUUUUGAAGGCAGGUGGGCAGCUGGAGGAGCAAGCAGGGCAGGGGCUGCCUGGGCUUCACCUGGAUUUCUCUUUCUUCCAGCAAUGUCCUCCAAGUGGAAGGAGCUUCCGGGAGGAGCAGUGUUCCUCCUUCAACUCCCGGGUCUACAACGGCCGCACUUUCCACUGGAAACCUUUAUAUCCAGAUGACUACGUCCACAUCUCUAGCAAGCCCUGUGAUCUCCACUGCACCACCACCGAUGGGCAGAGGCAGCUGAUGGUCCUGGCCCGAGAUGGCACCUCCUGCAAAUCCUCUUCUUUCCGAGGGGUGUGCGUGUCUGGAAAAUGUGAGCCCAUUGGAUGUGAUGGGGUUCUGUUCUCCCCCCACGUUCUGGAUAAAUGCGGGGUCUGCCAAGGGAACGGCAGCAGCUGCACUCAUGUAACAGGGAGCUACCGGAAGGGCAAUGCUCCGCUUGGAUACUCUUUGGUGACUCACAUUCCUGCUGGAGCAAGAGAUAUCCAGAUAGUUGAAAGGAAGAAAUCUGCUGAUGUUUUGGCUAUUGCAGAUGAAGGUGGUUCUUACUUCUUCAACGGGGAUUUCAGAGUAGACAUCCCCAAAAACUUCAAUAUUGCAGGGACCAUCUUCAAAUACAGGAGACCAAUGGACAUUUUUGAGACAGGCAUAGAAUAUAUCGUUGCCCAGGGACCUACCAAUCAGGGUUUAAACAUCAUGGUUUGGAACCAAAAUGGUAAAAAUCCAUCAAUAACAUAUGAAUACAUCCUGCAGACAAGACCUCAUUUGAAAAACCUGCCACCAAUUUACUAUGGCUUUUCUGAAUCAGAUAGUGAAGAAAAAACAGAGUUUGAAGGAGGAUUUCUUUUGGGGCUCGCUCAGCUCAACACCAGCCUGCUGGCCACCCUCUCCCAAGAAAAGGGCCACCUGGAGAAACUACUCUUUGACCAGCAAGGGCGAGGGGAUGAACUGAAGCUGAGCAAGAUGCAGCAGACCAAUGAAGUUUACCCUAGGACCCCACUUGAGUAUGGCCCUGUCCUCCCGAGCAAGAUCUCCACAGAAUCAAACACAACUAAAACCAACUAUAAGGUAGAAGGAAAUAGAAGUGAACUGGACUCCCUACCCCCUUCCCAAGAGUUCCUUUUAGAAAAUACAAUCAUCCACAGCUUUGGGGAAAAGAGAUCAGAUUCGAAAGAAUCCAUCUGGAACAAGACCCUGAACAGUAUUUUUUCUCCAGUAAACCCCAGCAACACCUUUGGGCCUGAAAUAGACCGUCUUUAUGUUGAUUAUGACGACAGUGAUGACCUACUGGCUUACGCUGCUAAUGGCACUUUUAUGGAGCUGACCCACGAGGAAGCCAGCAACGUAUCUUCAGAGAUCCAGAUUUCCAAUGCAACUAUUUCUGCUGCCAAUGCCCAGGGGAACAGAACCCAGAAGAUAAAGAACCGGCUGAAGCUCUUCCGGAAGGGCCAGAAUGUGAGCCCAGCCGACAUGUACCGGUGGAAGCUCUCCUCCCAUGAACCUUGCAGUUCCACUUGCACCACAGGAGUGAUGUCCACAUAUGCCAUGUGCAUCCGCUACGAUGGCACGGAGGUGGAGGAGCCUUUCUGUGAUGCAGCCACGCGGCCAGAGCCCAUCCAUGAGUUCUGUGCGGGAAGAGAAUGCCAGCCCAGGUGGGAGACCAGCAGCUGGAGCGAGUGUUCCAGGACCUGUGGAGAAGGUCAUCAGUUCCGCAUUGUUCGCUGCUGGAAGAUGCUCUCACCAGGCCUGGACAGCUCUGUUUACAGCAACCUGUGCGAAUCGGCCGACAUCACUCGGCCAGAAGAGCAGAAAGUCUGCAAGAACCCAACCUGCGGGCCACAGUGGGAAAUGUCUGAGUGGUCUGAGUGCACAGCCAAGUGUGGUGAGAGGAGUAUGGUGAGCCGAGACAUCCGCUGUUCUGAAGAAGAGAGGCUGUGUGACACCAGAACCAAGCCAGUGACCGAUAAGAACUGCACAGGGCCACCCUGUGACCGGCAAUGGACAGUCUCUGACUGGGGACCGUGCAGUGGGGGCUGCGGGCCAGGCCGAAUGAUCCGGCAGGUCUACUGCAAGAGCAGCGACGGGCGCGUGGUGCCAGAGUCCCAGUGCAACCCUGAAGCCAAGCCGCUCGCCAUUCACCCCUGCGGGGAGAAGAGCUGCCCUGCUGGCUGGCUGGCCCAGGACUGGGACCGGUGCAACGCCACCUGUGGCCGAGGGGUGAAGAAGCGGACGGUUCUUUGCCUGGAAAUUGUCAGUGGGAAGAUCAAAACCCGCCCACCUACCGCAUGUGACACCACCAAGAAGGAGGCUGAGGAGGCCACCUGCUUUGAGCGCCCCUGCUUCAAGUGGUACACCACCCCUUGGUCUGAGUGCACAAAAACCUGUGGAAUUGGCCUGAGGAUGCGGGACGUCAAGUGUUACCAAGGGGAGGAUCUUGUGCGUGGGUGUGACCCACUCCUGAAACCAGUUGCAAAGCAGACCUGUGACCUCCAUCCCUGCCCAACCGAACCACCAGAUGACAGUUGCCAGGACCAGGUGGGGACCAACUGUGCUCUAGCAAUUAAGGUGAACCUCUGGGGCCACUGGUACUACAGCAAGGCCUGCUGUCGAUCCUGCCGAGUGCCCCGUUCCUAGGGGGCGUAAUGGCGUGGGGGUCCCGUGCCCGAGGAGCAACUGGAGCUCAGCACCAUUAGGUAUCACCUCGUGGUCCUCGCUUCUCAUCUUCCUCCAGCCGCGAUGGGUUGGACCACCAACAUCGCCUGCAGAAUUCUGGAUUUUUCUUUUAAUUCAUUUAGCAAAUUCUUGAUCUACCUAUACAUGACUCCCCUCCUGCCAGUGAUUUUGUCCUCCCCACUGUUCCUCGCACUUGCCUCCUCUGCUUGCCAGUUCAAAUCUUGCCUCCUCUGCUCAGUUCAAAGCUUGCCAGAAUGGCUGAGGGAGGGGCAAAACUCUCGCUUUCCUGUUAAUGAUCACAUCGCUCAUUGCAGGACUGGGCCUAAAUCAGAAUGCCCCCCCCCCCACAGCCUUGGCUCUUUCCUUCUGCCUCUCUCCAUUAAAAGUCUCAUUGUCCCCUCAAGGCAGAGAGAUACCCCAAAUAAAAGGUAUGCUGAACCCUUCUCUCCAGCUGCAGUUAAUAAUUGCCACAGGUAUUACAAUGAAGAAUAUUUGAGGAGGAGACACAUCCAUUUUACACUUUAUUGAAAUAAAUGAAAAUUGGUGGGAAUGAAGUCUGCAUCAGUUUUAAAUACCAAAAUGACAAUAAAAUCAUUAAAGGCAGAAAAACCCUAUCAUUUCAAGCUUAGGCACUGUAUGUUUAUUCUCACUCAGCAGUAAAUAUAAAUUAACAAAGGACAGGUAAUAAAGUCUACUAAAUAUAACAUGUAAGUGCACAUCUGGCAGAAGUGUUUUAUCUCAUAAUCAAACUCUUAAAUACAUAAUGCCAGCAUAUUGUAUAGGAUAAUGAAAACAUAACUGCACUUUAUAACCCAAAAGGGCCCUGGGCUCUUUUUUAAUGUAUUUGUUUACAAAAUAAUAAACUUUAUCCCUUUUACUGUUGAAUGGUACUUGUAAGUGUCUGUUAAAUAAGUUUUCUGAUAUUUAUGGUGACAGCUCAAUCCUUGUUAAGUUUUUUCCAUUUGUUUUGGCAAAUGGGAACUAUUCUCUGACUUUAUUUGACAGCACAGUAUCAGCAGUAGAGUCCUUCAAGUUUUUGGGUUCUAUAAUCUCCCAGGACUUGAAAUGGACACCUAAAAUUAGAACCAUCAUUAAAAAGGCACAACAAAGAAUGUUCUUCCUGCAUCAGCUCAGAUACACAUUUACAGAGGAAUUAUCACUUGUACUUCUAUAAGUGUCUGGUUUGGUACAGCAACCAAACAGGACAGGCACAGACUCCAAUGGAUAGUUAGGACUGCAGAAAAAAACAAUUGCAACCAGCUUGCCUCCCAUAGAAGACUUGUAUAUGUCAGAAGAAGGGCUGAGAAAAUAUUUACAGAUUCCUCACAUACUGGACAGAAACUGGUUUAACUCCUCCUCUUGGGAUGGUGCUAUAGGGCAUUGCAUGCCAAAACAACUAGACACAGUUUUUUUCUUUCAUGACAUUAUUCUGCUGAACAUCUAAUUCUCAGUACUGUCUAAUGUCCAUGUAGAAGUAUUACUAUUCUUAUUAUUGAAGGAGAACUCAUCAAAUUUCCAGAUGACCCCAAGCUGUCAGGAGUAGCCAAACACCCCAGAGGACAAACUCAGCAUGCAAAAAGAUGGGCAUUUCUCCACAUUGAAAUGAAUUUCAAUGUGGAGAAAAGCAAAGUCUUACACUUAGGCAGGAAAAAUCAAAGGCACGAAUACAGAUUGGGCGAGACC